Monopterus albus (swamp eel) is the source of this 1325-nucleotide messenger RNA. RefSeq names its product bucky ball (gene buc). The record is from RefSeq and is a predicted model, not a curated record. NCBI's taxonomy places the organism in Eukaryota, Metazoa, Chordata, Actinopteri, Synbranchiformes, Synbranchidae. The coding region runs from base 114 to 1325 and encodes 403 amino acids. The transcript is spliced from 4 exons.
GCACACAUGUGUCUGAUCAGCAGCCACUUAACUCAGGUGUGUCUGCUGCUUGCUUCAGUCACUUUGAGUGUUGCUCUGUGUUUUUUACAACCAAGUUCUCAUCAAGGCUGAAUAUGAGUCAUCCUGGACCAAAUGGAGGGAACCUACCCUCUCACACUAACAGUGGUGCAUCAAACUCCAGGCAGCAGGAUACAGGGCUGCACGGCACCAGUCAAGACCCAGGACCUUCAUGCAAUCCCCAGCACCAUGUCUCUGCCAGACCUUUGUUGUAUAUCCAUGCUCCACCUCCACCCCCACCCAGUUUCCUCCACUACCAGUGGCCCAUGCCCUUCUCCUAUAACCCCUUUGCUGGCUUCCCAGGCAUGGGCUAUGGUAUGGUCAUGCCCACCUUUUCCCCCUACAUGGAGGCUCCAACCUACAUUCUGCCUCAGCCUCACAUCCAGCCAGUUGACUACAGGCUCUUACUCCAGCCCCAGGUCCAUGUACCCAGCACAUCCAUCCAGAACCCAAACCAGACGCAUAGAAUUCGUCUGCCUCAUACUGUCCCUGUUAGGCAAACUGUGAACAUUGAGGUCCAAACAGAACCCCCACAACCCACACAGACAAGUGUAGGUCACUAUGGUCAGAGAAGCCCAGUUGUCGGGUCAGAUUCUGGGCAUGGAACUACCUCAAGUUCCCCAUCUUCAAGCACCAGUUUUGAAAAAAAAGGCUCUGAGGCUGAGAACUAUACUUUACCUCACAGUGAUGUGAAAGACAUCCAGGUUAACAGGACCUGCACAAGUGAUGCGGUUUUUAACAUCAUAGAGCCCACAGAAAUGGAAACUGCCCAGUCAUCUAUCAGAGCAACUCUAGAAACACAGAGGAGCUGUAAUGACACUGUUGGUAAGGAGAAUGUUUCCCCUUGCAAAGAAGAUCACUGCAAUAUGGGUUCAGUGAGUUCCCCAGAUAGUGAGGGCCCUGUUUGUAGCUCUUCUCAACAAGAGGAUGAGGUUGCCAAAGAGAGAAGUGUCUCUAGCUCCAAUAUUCUGAUAAGUUGGGGCAGUGGUACACCACAGGCAACAUUGAUGAAUCUGCCAGACAAAGUACUGCCUCAGAAUGACCAGCAGCUGCUGUCUUCUGAAACUGAAUUGGAGCAUGAAAAAUUAGUUGGCCAGAGUCCAAAUGAGACCAAUAAUGAUCAACUGGUAGCUGAUAACAUUAAUAUUAAUGAUGCUGCUGAGAAUAUCCUAAGUUCUAAGAACAGUGAAAACUUUUUCAAGAUCCUCAAACUGCCUUUCACUCUUCAUGAGAUUUUCUUUGACUCCAGAAGUGACUGUGAAAAGUGA